This is a messenger RNA of Racocetra fulgida, 1677 nucleotides long. The record is from the annotation of a GenBank genome assembly. Lineage: Eukaryota; Fungi; Glomeromycota; Glomeromycetes; Diversisporales; Gigasporaceae.
CCUACUUUACGAGUAAUUGCUACAGAACCUUUAAGAGCUAAAGAAGCACCAGUUAUUGUAGUCGGUGCCGGUGGUGCUGGUUUACGUGCUGCUUUCGGCAUUAAUGCCGCACUUGGUAAUAUGACUGAAGAUGAUUGGCGUAGUGACUGGCUUGGUGAUCAAGAUGCAAUACAUUAUAUGUGCCGUGAAGCUCCUGCUACCGUAAUUGAACUUGAACAUUUCGGUGUACCGUUCUCACGAACUGAGGAAGGCAAAAUAUAUCAAAGAGCUUUUGGUGGACAAAGUUUGAAGUUUGGACAAGGUGGUCAAGCUUAUCGAUGUGCAGCUGUUGCAGACCGUACUGGUCAUGCUCUUUUACAUACAUUAUUUGGACAAUCUCUAAAAUAUAAUACCAAAUACUUUAUCGAGUAUUUUGCACUUGAUCUUUUAAUGGAAGAUGGAGUAUGUCGUGGUGUCAUUGCUAUAAAUCAGGAAGAUGGUACUUUACAUCGUUUCCGUUCUCAUAAAACUGUAUUGGCCACUGGUGGUUAUGGUCGUACUUAUUUUUCAUGUACCAGUGCACACACAUGUACUGGGGAUGGAAAUGCAAUGGUCGCUCGUGCUGGGUUACCUUUACAAGACUUGGAAUUCGUACAAUUCCAUCCUACUGGUAUUUAUGGUUCUGGAUGCUUGAUUACUGAAGGUUCUAGAGGAGAAGGUGGCUAUCUUCUCAAUUCUCAAGGUGAACGUUUUAUGGAACGAUACGCCCCUACAGCCAAAGAUUUGGCAUCUCGUGACAUUCGUGAAGGUCGCGGAGUUGGACCUGAACACGACCACAUUUUCUUGCAACUUUCACAUUUACCACCUGAAGUAUUGCGUGAACGUUUACCUGGUAUUUCUGAAACUGCUGCUAUAUUUGCAGGUGUUGAUGUCACUAAAGAGCCUAUUCCUGUAUUACCAACUGUUCACUAUAACAUGGGUGGUAUACCAACACGAUAUACUGGAGAAGCAUUGACAAUUGAUGAAAAAGGCAAUGACAAGAUAAUUCCGGGACUUUACGCGGCUGGUGAAGCAGCAUGUGUAUCUGUCCAUGGUGCUAAUCGUCUCGGUGCAAAUUCUUUGCUUGAUAUUGUCGUAUUUGGUCGUGCAUGCGCUCACCAUGUUCGAGAUACUUUGGAGCCAGGAACACCACAUAAACCUCUCGCUCCAGAUGCAGGCACUCAGUCUAUUGCAAAUCUUGAUAAGCUUCGUAACGCGAAUGGCAAAUUACCUACUGCUGAUCUUCGUUUAAAGAUGCAAAAGGUUAUGCAAAAGGACGCUGCUGUUUUUAGAACGCAGAGUACUCUAGAGGAAGAUCAAGUGUGGGAAUCUUUCAAAGAUGUCAAAGUAUCUGAUCGGUCAAUGAUUUGGAAUUCUGAUCUGAUAGAAACUUUAGAAUUGCAAAAUCUAUUGACUAAUGCAGUUCAAACAUUGCAUUCUGCGGUGGCCCGUAAAGAAUCUCGUGGGGCUCAUGCUCGUGAAGAUUUCAAGGAGCGUAAUGAUGCUGAAUGGUUAAAGCAUACGUUAUCCUGGCAAGAUCAUCAAACGGGUGAAGUCACGUUAAAAUACCGAGAAGUAACACAAAAAACAUUAGACGAAAAUGAAUGUGCUAGUGUAAAUGAGGAAUUCACCGGAGAAGUCAGAAACUGCAAAAUUUAA